UUUAUGAGCUGUUUGCUUGUUUAGUAACAAAAAUAUUUCAUACUGAAAACAACUUAUUUUCGGCUUAUUCAUUUCGUUAAUUGCAAAUAUAAGAAUCUCUAACUAUGGUAUCUGGAAAAUCUUUGCGAUUUGUUGGUGUUGAUUUAAUGUCUUAGUAUUUUUGCCGUAUUUUUUAAGGUUCAUAUUAUUAUAUGCAAAUAACCUAACAGCAAUAUUUUCCAUGUAAUGUUUUUGUUAUGGGCAUAUUUUAUGUAGUACUAAAACUAUAAAUAAAACAUAUCAUAAAGGAUGGAUUCAUCUUCCUCAGAAGCUAGCAAUGCAAGCAAUAAUGAUAAUAUAAACAUUUCAUCUUUUGAUACAACUGUUAAGCCAUUGACUCCAUUAGAAAAUUAUAAUGAAAAGGAAAGCUGUUGUGUUAGCCCAGUUGAAGACAUACUGCUAAGAUGGAAUGAUUGCAAUGAUAAUGAUGACAAGACUAUAGAGAAGGACUUAGCUGAUGAAAUGGAACUACUGAAAGAUUCAGAAGAUGAUGAGACUAUUUCUAAGAAGGAAAGGCAUAAAUUAACCAUGACUGACAGUAAAUUACUUAGUGACAAUUCAGUAGCACUGGAGGAUUCUGAUAGUGAUAAUUUAAAUGGCAUUGAAAUAGUAGAACCAGAAUUACUAAAAGAUAAACCUAAUUUAGCUACUAUUGAUGAUAACUCUGUUUCAGUGAAUACAAGAGUAAUAAAAAAAACUCUUAAAGAUCCCAAUGUUAUGUUGGAAAUACCCACAUACAUAGAUAUUAGUAACAGUGACUGUCAAUUGAAUGAUACAUUUAAUAUUAUGGAUUACAAAAAUGAUGACCAUUUUGUAAACAAUAAAAAAAUAUUAACUGAUACUGUUAAUAAAAUUGAAGAAGAUCAAUAUAAAUCUAGCAUUGUAAGCCACAUAUUGAAAUCUCUUAAAAAUGAAGAAACAAUGCUUGAUAUUGAUGCUGAUAAAAUGAAAGAAAUACAGUCUAAUAUAGAAGAUAAUCUUUUGAAAUCCCCUGAAAAUGAAGAGAACUUACUUGAUGAUGAACCAAUAUUAAUUGAUUCUGAGGAUCCUGAAAUUAUUAAUAUUAUAGAAGAUGAUGAUAUUUUAGAGCCAACUCUUAACAGAAUGUCUCCUCAGAAAUGUGAUGCAUCAGAUGACAGACCUACUUCAGAUACUGAAGACCUUGAUCAGUCAGAUAAUAGUUUUUUUUCUGAUAUAGAUGUUAUUCUGCCAACAGACCCAGAAAAUGUAUUUAAAAACGAAGAUACUGAUUUAUUGUUAGGAAAUAUAGCUCCUCAAACUAGUUUGACAGUAAAUAAAUCAAUAGAACCACAAGUAACAGCUAAAGAUAAUGACAAAGAGUCAUCUAUUGACUUGCCAUCUGAUAAAAACAUAGAAAAUGAGUGCAUUGACACAAGUGCAGGUGACAUAGUCCAUAAAAUAGAUGAGUUAAUGAGGACUUCAUCUGAAAGUAAUAAUCAAUCAUAUAUGGGUGUUAGUACUCCUACAAUUACUAUCACUCCUUUAUCAUGUCAGAAUAAAGAUUCAAAUUUAAACCUAAAACCUGGGGAUAAUUUAAAAGCAAUACAAGAUAACACACAAAUAUCAAGCCAGAUUAUGAAAGAUCCAUUGUUGUCUGAAGACAAAAAAAAUAUUGAUGAUUCUCAUCCAUUAACAUCAAAAGAAAUUAGAACUGAUGCCAUUUUAUACAACUGUAAAGAUACUAUACAUAACUGCCUUGAGCAAGACAAUAUUUCUUCUUCACCAAAUAAUUUAAAUGAUCGAAAUAAUGCUAUUCCAAGAACAUCGAUAGACUCUAGGGAGAAGAACUCUAAGUCAAAUACUGAGAUCUCAUUAGAAAAUACUAAAGUUGAUAAUGAGAGUACAUCUAUUAUAGAAGAACUUAAAAAAGAAUACCCUGUACCAGACCAUACCAAAAAAGAAGAAACCAUGAAACCAAAUGAUGCUAUUCCAAACAAACCUAAGGAUCUCAAAGAUUCAACUUUAAAAUUGGAUAAAGCUAUUCCAUCCACAUCUAAGAUAGAAACAAUUCAACACAUUGAAGACCAAGGACAGAAACUUCAAGAAAACAGAGACCCCAUUCCCUCUACCUCAAAAACUGAUGAAGAUGGACAAAACACAUCAGACAGUCUUGGAUUGUUGGCCGAAUCCUCUCGUAUGAUGGAAGACGAUGAGGAUCAAGAAGAGGACGAAGAAGGUGAUAAUGGGGAUGAUGAAGAAGAAUUUGAUCCAGAAUAUGAAAACAGUAACCAAAUGACUGUUGAACAAUCAGAGGAUUCAAACACCCGUCAUUCAGAAAUAGAUGGCAAAGAAAUCAAAGAGGAUGACAAAAUUGCUGAGAGGCCAUUUGAGUUUACUGCGCAGAAGGAUGAUCAGCAAGAGGAAACUACUAAUGAGGCUAAUGAAAACGAAGAUGCCGAUGAAGUGACAGUCGAAGCACAGGAUUCCAUUGACAUAGAAUCAAAACUGUCUGACACUUCUGAUGAGGAAAAUAAGUGUAAAGAUUUACCUGAGGAAAAAACUGAAAAAUCUCAAAGUGUUGACGACACAAAUGUUGUUGAAUUAGAUUCCGAAGAUGAUGUUCAAGAGACAAAAGACGAUUCUGAUGUGACGUCAGUGAACCUCCCGGCCGGUAUAGAUGUCAUUGCGUCUCACUCUAGCGUAGCGAAUACCGACAUACGCGUGAAAGAGGGGGAGAUAGUCAUAAGCGGUAUACCGAAACCAGCGGCUGUUAAAGUUGCGAGACUGAAUACAGCAGAAGUGUCUAUAAAAACGACAAAACUCCCACCACCUGAAGUAUUUAAUUUGGAUUCUGACGAGGACAUGGAGGUUGAUAAAGAAGCUGUCGAAAAUAAUUCCGAAGAUACAGCAGAAGCUCAAUUGAAAAGUAUGAAAUGUGUCAACGAAGCGUGUCCACACCUUACGAACGUAUUUUAUGUGGCUGACACUAGUGCUUUGUCAUUUUACAACGCAAAGAAGUGUCGAUAUGUAUGCGAGAUAUGUGCGGAGGCUGUUGUUAGAAGAAAUGAGAGACUCAUUGAAGGUAUACGUAAAUUCGAAAGUCUUGUCCUCUUAGAUUUGGGCAAAGAUAUAAAGGAUUCAAUAGAAGUCCUGGAUUCAGACUCUGAUGAUGACGUCGAUCCCGCGGAUUUAGCCAAAGAGGUUGUGGGAGAGGAAGGGGCUAAGUUACUUAAAGAACACUUAGCUGAUAUAUUUAAUGAGCAAUGGGACAAAUACAAGAUGGAAACCAGAUUAUUAGAAAGUGUUGAUUGUUUGAAGACGGAAAUGGAGGAGCUUGAGAGACAAAGCAAAGAAGUAGACGAAAUGUUGAAGGAAUGUCAAAAGACGACUGACAAUUUUCGUAACGAGUUAUAUGCUACAUUCAAACCUGAAAUUAAGCAAUUACCACCCCUUAAUAUAUCUGAUACGAAUCAGAUUACGUGCUAUGAAACACAUAAUAUGGAGACGCGCCUCUCGAAACGACGUAUGGCGUCAAGUGUCGAGACACCCGCGAAACGAAAGGCUGAUUGUGAGAAAACUAACAAUGAUUAUACAGGUGAUUUCGGUGACAAAGGUGACGACGAUAACACGGACAUAACAGUAGUACAAUUGUCUACGGAGAACGCACCACCAGAUCUGCCACCUGUCGGCGAACUGGAACGUCCACAUUUACGACCCGGAAUGCCGGUAUAUGCCAUGAGGAAUAUGUUUGGGACAUGGGGCAAAGCGCAUAUCGUUGAAGUCAAUGGGGCUUCGAAUUCGCCAUUUUCCAUGUGUCGUAUCAAAUUCGAUAAAUCCCAGAAGAACGUGUAUAAGAGUCUCAGCGCACGAAAUCUGGCUUAUUGCGAACCAGCUAAUGCGAGGAUGACUAUUGGUACACGCGUCAUAGCGCUGUUUCAAGGAUCUGUUGAGGUGGGUAAAGACAGCAAGCUGCGAGAGAAGUUCUAUUCUGGUAUUGUGGCUGAAGUCCCUAAUCCUGUUAAUAGCUUCAGAUAUUUAAUAUUCUUUGACGAUGGCUACGCCCAAUACGCCACCCAUGCGGACACACGUCUAGUCUGUGAAUAUUCCACUCAAGUGUGGGAGGAAGUUCAUCCAUUCUCGCGACUCUUUGUGAAGGAGUACCUCUUCAAUUACCCCCAGAGGCCCAUGGUCAGAUUGAAGGCCAAUGAGACAAUUAAAACCGAGUGGAAGGACAAAUGGUGGCCAUCGAAGGUUGUCAAAGUAGACGCGUCGCUAGUUCUAGUGCAAUUCCUGAUGGGUGAAUCUAAGGCUAGGCUGGAAUGGAUUUAUCGUGGUUCCACGAGACUCGAACCCCUCUACCGCGAGAUUCAGGCCGCGGGUAGACAGCGGCAGAGAGCUAUGCCGCGUCCGCAAGCGGUUUCGAGGCCAAAUAUGCCGAUUGUGGAGUACAUGCGGUCGGAUGAACAAAAGUCGACGGAGUUGCAGAAUAUCAAAGAUAUUAAUAAUGAGGAUCUCCGUCGGCAACGCGCAGUAGCGAAGAAGUCGACAGCCACGCCUACGCCCCCACCAGCAUCGAACCCCACACCCACAAAGUUAGACAGCUUCUAUAGUCGAGUCGUGUACUAUACUCCAAAAAAAGCAGUGCGUCCAUACAAAAUACCCGCGAAUCAUGUUUGUGGGCCGAAUUGUAAAAGAAAGGAUGUAUUGUCGUUGAAGGAUCUGCUCACGUACAAUCCACUCGCAAAACCGCUGCUCAGUGGUUGGGAAAGGCAAAUAGUACGUUCAAAAUACGACAAACGCGUAAUGUAUCGCGCGCCUUGCGGACGUCGUAUACGUAACAUGGAGGAACUGUUGCGUUACCUGCAAACGAUCAAAUCGGAUAUGGGCGUGGAUCUGUUCGACUUUGGACCUAACACACACUGUUUGGCCGAAUUCGUCAUCAAUAAGUACGUCGUUUCUAAGAAGGAUCUAGCGAAUGGCAAAGAGAACGUACCGGUCCCGUGUGUGAAUUUCUAUGAUGGUUCGCUGCCAGAAUUCUGUGCGUACAGCACGGAAAGAACGCCAACAGCGGGAGUACCACUUAACUUGGACCCGGAGUUUCUGUGUGGAUGUGACUGUGAAGAUGAUUGUGAGGACAAAACAAAAUGUGCCUGCUGGAAACUGACGCUAGAGGGCGCUAAAACUAUCGGGAUAGAGGGUGAAGAUGUUGGAUAUGACUACAAACGCCUGCCGGAACCAUUGCGUACAGGCAUUUACGAGUGCAACUCUAGAUGCAAAUGUAAAUCUACGUGUUUAAAUCGAGUCGUCCAACACCCAUUACAAUUGAAAUUACAGGUUUUUAAAACUCCGAAUCGCGGCUGGGGCAUUCGAGCAUUAAAUGAUGUUCCCAAGGGUUGCUUUAUUUGUAUUUACGUUGGAAAUCUACUUACAGACGCUACUGCCAACCUGGACGGUUUAAACGAGGGCGACGAAUACUUGGCCGAGUUGGACUACAUAGAAGUCGUGGAACAGACAAAGGAAGGCUACGAAGAAGAUAUCCCGGAAUCCAUUAAGGCUUUAGAUAAGAAAGAGGGUAAUAAAACAUCUGAAGAGAGUGAGAGUGAAGAGGAGGAAGAAGAAGAAGAGGAAACGAAGACUCAGAGCGAGGAUGAAGAGUUCAAACCUGUUGGCUACUCACCCAUACCUGAGGCCAUACAGUUCAAUAAGCGUUUAAGAAAACGAAAGAUGGAAGAAGAAAACAAGUCGGUCAAGAGUGAAGUGAAACAAGAUGAGACGGAAAAAGAAGGGACUGGCGAAGAUGGAUGUAUCACAAUUAGUGAUGAUGAGGAAGUUCGUGAGCCGUCCCGCUUCACAGCUGCAGCUGGGAUGGGGGAGGGUGACUUUGUUUCUAGGCAUAGAUCUGUUCGUAAAUUAUUCGGCGAGGACGAGGCGUGUUACAUCAUGGACGCUAAGGUGCAAGGCAACAUUGGACGAUAUCUUAACCACUCAUGCUGCCCAAACGUAUUCGUGCAAAACGUGUUCGUGGACACACACGAUCCGCGAUUCCCGUGGGUUGCGUUCUUCGCGAGCACGCACAUAAAGGCCGGCAAAGAGCUCACCUGGAACUACAAUUAUGACAUCGGAUCGGUUCCCGGGAAAGUUCUGUACUGCUACUGCGGGGAGACAAAUUGUAGGGGACGACUACUGUAGUUGUAUUAUCUGCCUUCACUGCCAAUAUUUGUAAUUUUCAUAUUUUUGUUGUGACGUCAUUAGUGAAUAUUUUCGUAUCAUUAUUAUUGUCAUAGAUUUAUUUUUAAGACUGGUGAAUAUAGCACAUUAUUCAUUGAAUACUUAUAUAUUGUAACUACAUAAUAAAAAAUGUUAACGCAUUGUUAAUUAUGCAACCCACUUUUGCUUGAAUAUACAAAAUACCACUGCUUUUAUGCGAAAAUAAUGUUACGUAAAAAAUAUAGGGUUCCAUAAGCACAGUAUAGAAUUUUAGGAAAACGUUUGGAGCGAUAAUAACACCUUAAGAAUAUGUUGUUUUGACAUCUUUUCAGCCACGAUGGCCGCUUGUUUUAGUUUAUUUUAUUUAUGAACGUAAAACUUUGAAAGCUAUCAAAAUCUAAAGCAAUUUUCUAGUUUUAUUUUGAAUCAAUUGUAAAUAUUCGAGUAUAAGUUUAUGAUAUCAAUCGUUUAAUCUGUUUUAUGUAUGUAUAUUCUCUGUAGUUGCUGGGUGACAUAAGUCGAAUAACAGAAUCCAUUUUUUUAUUACGUAACGGAUUUGGGGGGGGGCGUCCUCUUGUAAAACGUUACGAUGCGGG
Molecule: messenger RNA, 6803 nt
Organism: Pieris brassicae (large cabbage white)
Lineage: Eukaryota; Metazoa; Arthropoda; Insecta; Lepidoptera; Pieridae
Gene: egg
Product: histone-lysine N-methyltransferase eggless
Exons: 35
Coding region: 289-6189 (1966 amino acids)
Biological process (GO): negative regulation of gene expression; heterochromatin organization
Cellular component (GO): nucleus
Molecular function (GO): zinc ion binding; protein binding; histone H3K9 methyltransferase activity
Source: RefSeq, a predicted model, not a curated record